AUGUCUGGCUUUCGUAACGCGUCGAAUGGCGCGCCGCCAACCGGAUCGCAAGGCGCCUCUUUCGGAUCUCUGACGCCAUCACGUCCCGCACCGCCCGUGCCCACCGGCAAGCACAAUGAUCCUUUCCUGCCUCCCCUCUCGCAAUACAACUCGGCAUCCAGUUCCAUGGGCAAGGGCGCCGGCGGCGGUUCGUACACCGGACCGCUCCGCCCUGCCGGACCUGGCGCUACCGCUCCUGGCGCAGCACCGGCCAACCACAUGGGCGGCAACAACUCGGGCUGGCAGCAAGCGGGCCCCGGCGCCACUACCAGCGGUGCUGCCGUCGUACGAAAAGGCUGGGUCAGUGUCAAGGAGGAUGGCAUUCGAUCUUGGAUCUGGAGCAAGCGUUGGCUCGCCCUUCGCGAGCAGACCCUCACCUUCCACAAGAACGAGACCACCUACCAAGCCGUCGCCCUCGUCUUCCUCAAGGACAUUUCCAACGUGUCCCGCACCGAUCUCAAGCCAUACUGCAUCGAAGUCGAGACCAAAGACAAGACCUUCUACCUUCAGCUCAAGAGCGACGAGGAGCUCUACGGCUGGAUGGACGACAUCUACUCUCGCUCGCCGCUCAUGGGCGUCUCCUCGCCCACCAACUUUGUACACCAAGUGCACGUCGGCUUUGAUCCGAUCAGCGGAGCGUUCACGGGUCUGCCCGAGCAGUGGUCGAAAUUGCUCACCACUUCGGCCAUCACGCGCGAGGACUACGAAAAGAACCCGCAAGCCGUGCUCGACGUCCUCGAAUUCUACACCGACAUCCAGAAGCGCGAACGCGACGACUACGGUCUCGGCACGCCCACCAUGAACAUUCAGCCUGGACGCAAGCCUAGCGAGGUGCCAAGUGCUCAGUCCGCACCGCGAUUCAAAGCGGGCACGGGUUUCGCCGGAAGCGACAGUGUAGACUCGGCUUCGACGCUGAGCAGCCAGGCCAAUCUCUACCCCGGCGGAUCCGCGCCAAAGCCGCCUUCGGACGCUUUCCGCAGAGCGCCUGCUCCUCCCUCCUCCUCCUCAUCGUCCUCUGCUGCGUCUUCCUUGAGACCCGCACAGAGUACGGCCAUGAUCCGACGACCCUCGGACGACGGUCGAGGCCCUGGCGCCUCGAGCCCAGCCUCGUCGCAGGCUUCCUCUUCGCGUCUGGGCGGUGGUUCCGCGUCCAACGAUUCUCAGUACGGGCGCAAUGCACCCGGUACCAGCCACUCGCCCUCGAGCGCACACCCGGAUCUGGUACCAUCGCGCAAAGCACCCGCAGCUCCUGGCGCUCCCAACAAGGGGCCUACACCGGCAUCAUCGCUCGCCUCCACUCGACCCGCACCCCCUCCGCCCAACUCGUCGGUGCCCUCCAGCAGGAUGGCCAACGACGGUGGUGUGCAGGGUCUCAAUGUCAAGACCAAGGAGCUCAAGCUCGGAAGCGAGUCGGCUGGCAUUUCGCCUUCUUCCAAAGCAGUGCCCGUCGCCAAACAGCCAUCGCCGGUGGCGGCGCCAAGUGCCGCUCAGGCGGCGCAGGUCAAGCCCCUGCAGAUGGCCAAGAAGGACACGGCCGCCAAGACGCAGCAGAAGGAGGCAGACCGACGCAUCAGCACCAUGUCGGAAGCGCAGAUCAUGGAGAAGCUGCGAUCGGUGGUGAGCCAGGACGACCCCAACAUGCUGUACAGCAAGAUCAAGAAGGUCGGCCAAGGCGCUUCGGGAUCCGUCUUUGUCGCCAAGACGCUCGCCACGGGUCAACGUGUCGCCAUCAAGACGAUGGACCUGUCGCAGCAGCCCCGCAAGGAGCUCAUCGUGAACGAAAUCCUCGUCAUGAAGGAGUCCCAGCAUCCCAACAUUGUCAACUUUUUGGAUUCCUUCCUGGUGCGCAACAACGAGUUGUGGGUCAUCAUGGAGUUCAUGGAGGGAGGUGCGCUGACGGAUGUCAUUGACAACAACACGCUCGAGGAGGACCAGAUCGCUGCCAUCUGCAUGGAGACGUGCAAGGGCCUGGAGCAUCUGCACAGCCAGAGCAUCAUUCACCGCGACAUCAAGUCGGACAACGUGCUGCUCAACGCCAGCGGUCAGGUCAAGAUCACCGACUUUGGCUUCUGCGCCAAGCUCACGGACCAAAAGUCGAAGCGUGCAACGAUGGUAGGUACACCUUACUGGAUGGCGCCCGAGGUGGUCAAGCAGAAGGAGUACGGAGCCAAGGUGGACAUUUGGAGUUUGGGCAUCAUGGCGAUCGAGAUGAUCGAGAACGAGCCGCCGUACCUGGACGAGGAGCCGCUCAAGGCGCUGUACCUGAUUGCGACCAACGGCACGCCGACGCUCAAGAAGCCCGAGACGCUGUCCAAGAACCUCAAGAGCUUCUUGGCCGUGUGUCUUUGCGCGGAUGUCAAGAGCCGUGCGUCGGCGGACGAGCUGCUGCACCAUCCGUUCCUGCAGUCGGCCUGCCAGCUGUCGAGCCUCGCGCCGCUGCUGCGAUUCCGCAACAAGCCCGACCGUUAG
This is a messenger RNA of Kalmanozyma brasiliensis GHG001, 2508 nucleotides long. RefSeq names its product Protein kinase domain protein. The record is from RefSeq and is a predicted model, not a curated record. Gene Ontology annotation, cellular component: cytoplasm. Lineage: Eukaryota; Fungi; Basidiomycota; Ustilaginomycetes; Ustilaginales. Gene Ontology annotation, biological process: regulation of MAPK cascade; protein phosphorylation; intracellular signal transduction. The coding region runs from base 1 to 2508 and encodes 835 amino acids. The transcript has a single exon. Gene Ontology annotation, molecular function: ATP binding; protein serine/threonine kinase activity.